AUGAACGGCACGGAAGGCCCGAACUUUUAUGUGCCCAUGUCAAACCGGACCGGUUUGGUACGCAGUCCAUUUGAGGAACCGCAGUACUACCUGGCCGAGCCAUGGAAGUACUCUUUGCUAGCCGCCUACAUGCUUUUCCUUAUUAUCACGUCCUUUCCCAUCAAUUUCCUAACGCUGUACGUGACUGUGAAACACAAAAAACUCCGCACGCCCUUAAAUUACAUUUUACUCAACCUAGCGGUGGCCGACCUCUUCAUGGUCAUUGGGGGGUUCAGCGUGACCCUCUAUACCGCGCUGCAUGGUUAUUUCGUCCUGGGGGUGACUGGCUGCAACAUCGAAGGCUUUUUUGCAACCAUGGGUGGUGAGAUAGCGCUGUGGUCUUUGGUGGUUUUGGCUAUAGAGCGGUACAUUGUGGUGUGUAAGCCCAUGACGACGUUUCGUUUCGGGGAGAAGCAUGCCAUUGUUGGUGUGGGCUUCACCUGGAUCAUGGCUCUGACCUGUGCUGUUCCUCCACUGCUCGGCUGGUCUAGGUAUAUUCCUGAGGGAAUGCAGUGUUCAUGUGGGAUAGAUUACUACACUCCUAAGCCAGAGAUCAACAACACCUCAUUUGUCAUCUACAUGUUCAUCCUCCACUUCUCUAUUCCUCUACUUAUCAUCUUUUUCUGCUACAGCCGCCUUCUGUGCACCGUCCGUGCGGCUGCUGCCCAGCAGCAGGAGUCAGAGACCACUCAGAGGGCAGAGAAAGAAGUGACUCGCAUGGUGGUUGUCAUGGUGAUAGCUUUUUUGGUUUGCUGGUUACCCUAUGCCAGUGUGGCCUGGUACAUCUUUGCCAAUCAGGGUGCAGACUUUGGCCCUGUCUUCAUGACUAUUCCCGCCUUCUUUGCCAAGAGUGCUGCUCUUUAUAACCCUGUCAUUUACAUCCUGCUCAACAGACAGUUCAGGAGCUGCAUGCUGACCACGGUGUGCUGCGGAAAGAACCCAUUUGGUGAAGAGGAGAGCACAACUUCUGCCUCGGCGAAAACGCAGUCCUCUGCCGUGUCCACAAGCCAGGUCGCCCCUGCCUGA
This is a messenger RNA of Chanos chanos (milkfish), 1065 nucleotides long. It is a transcript of the gene exorh, whose product is annotated as extra-ocular rhodopsin. Bases 1 to 1065 code for a protein of 354 amino acids. Gene Ontology annotation, molecular function: G protein-coupled receptor activity. The record is from RefSeq and is a predicted model, not a curated record. The transcript is spliced from 5 exons. Gene Ontology annotation, cellular component: membrane. Gene Ontology annotation, biological process: visual perception; G protein-coupled receptor signaling pathway; phototransduction. NCBI's taxonomy places the organism in Eukaryota, Metazoa, Chordata, Actinopteri, Gonorynchiformes, Chanidae.